AUGAAUAGUAGAUAUAAAUCUAAUUUAGGAUAAGCAAGCUCAGAUUAGCCAUAACCAGAGCCAUCAGUUAAUUAAUAACCAAUAGAUACAGAUCCAAGUUGGAAGCAUGCUUUUUACAUUGUUACAAGCAUUACUUUAUUAUUAAGCUUUAUAAUAGUGAUUAUUGGUGAUCCUCAUAAGCUUUCUAAUCCAGUAGACCCUGAUGGAAACCCCUGUGGCUAAGGUGAUUUAAAAGAUUAUCCAUACAUUUAUUUUGUUACUCCUAGCAAGCAAUAUUUGAGUAGGACUGUAUGUGUAAAGGAAUGCAAAGUUUAUUCUGUUUAGCCUUAAUUAAAUGAUAAACUUGAUUGCUAUGUUAAUUCAGUUGUAAAAUCUUGCAAUUUUAACAUUCCCAGAUCUAAUGAUAGAAGUGAAGAAGUCUUACUAUAUGACACAGCUGUUUACUUAGGAAAAGUUUGUAUGCCUAAAAAUGUAGGGUAUUACAAACUUAUAUUUGAAGCUCUUCAUAUAAGCAAAAUUGAUUAGAUUCUUAGCGAUGUCUAUGCCACAUUCCCUUAUUUAGUUAUCUUCGGUUUGCUUGCUUUCGUUUUGAGUUUUGCAACAAAGUACAUCAUUGAUUAAAAGAGCAUGGUUAAUCAAUCUAUAAAAGUUUACUUCUUCCUAAGUACUGUUGGUUUCAUGCUUCUUGGAACUUUAUUCCUUUUUAGAACUUUGCACUUAGCAACUGCAUCAUAGCCAGAUGAUAAAAAUGUUAUUGGUGAUAAGGACAAACUUAUGCAAGAAGUAGAUUCUAGCAAUUCUUCAUUUGUAGGAAAUUUACUAAUUUCAAUCAUUUGCUUUGUGAAUGGCAUCUUAUACAUCAAAUCAUUUUUAGAAAGUAACACAGAAGAAUAAACAAAGGGAUAAAUAAAAAAAAUGAGAAACACUAUGUUAGAAUUUAUUUCUGAUAUUAUAAAAUGCUAGAAUCUCAUAUACUUGCCUAUUUUUGCUUUUGCCAUUUUUAUACUCAUAUCCCUUCUGUUUUUUAGAGUAGUUUUAAAUUUAUUUUCAUUAGGUAGCACUAAAAGCGAUGAUCAAGGAUGGCCAUUUGAAUAAUUCAAAACAAGUGGUUUUGCAUAUUUUCUGAUGAUAUUUUUAUUUGUUGGAUUUUUUUGGAUAUUCAUUUUUAUUCUCCAAUUCUGUGAAUAUCUUGUAUACUAUUUAUCUAUUUCGGAAAUGAAUAUUAGAAAUGAAAGAAAUCACGAAGGAUUUGAUCAAGAUCGUAUUAGAGGUUUAAAGGAAAUAUUUAGCACUGAAGUUACAAAAAUGUACUAAUUUAGGAUUGGCACAAUAGCAAAAUGCUCAAUUUUAUAUUUUCUAUUGUAUAUUCCAAGAUCAAUAUUAGAAUCAAUUGACACAUCUUAUUAGCGUAAAUUAGAUAAAUUUAGACAAGACAUACUAUUAAAUUAAAGUAGAAUACCUAGAGAUGAAGAAAUUCCUCAUACUUCCUUCAUGAAAAUUCAAAGAAGUCUUUGUUAGUGGUAUGAAGGAAAUGAAUUAUUGAAAGGUCUGUAGCCUUAUGGAUUCUUUUAUAGUAUAUCUAAUCAAAUUGGAUUUUCCGAAGCUGGUAUAAAGAUGUAAAAACUAAUAGACUAAACAGCCUUUUGGUUUGAAGAUAUGCUUGAUGAAGGAGAAACCUUUGAAAAUCAAAUAAAAUACUCAAUUUGCUUUAUUGUAGGAUUAAGUUUUACACUAGCAAUUUUUUCCAGUAGUUCUCUUUAGGUAUCAACUAUAAUGGUGCCGAUUGCUUUUAUGUUUAUAAUCAGCUAUGUGAUUUCUUUGCUUUAUGUAAAUAUGUACGGCUCAAUUUACAGUACAUUUAUAGUUUAUUACCUAGUCUUCUAAUAUCCUAACGACCAUGAUCAUAGAUAGUUUAUUAGUAAUGAAUUAUAAUUAAACAAAUUUGAGGAUUUUAUUAAUAAAAUUACUGCUGAUCCACCUGUAAUAGUAUUUGCUUUAUAAUUAUGA
Tetrahymena thermophila SB210 is the source of this 2007-nucleotide messenger RNA. Its product is annotated as plasma-membrane choline transporter. NCBI's taxonomy places the organism in Eukaryota, Ciliophora, Oligohymenophorea, Hymenostomatida, Tetrahymenidae. Gene Ontology annotation, cellular component: membrane. Gene Ontology annotation, molecular function: transmembrane transporter activity. The transcript has a single exon. Gene Ontology annotation, biological process: transmembrane transport. The record is from RefSeq and is a predicted model, not a curated record.